Molecule: messenger RNA, 1589 nt
Organism: Rhododendron vialii
Lineage: Eukaryota; Viridiplantae; Streptophyta; Magnoliopsida; Ericales; Ericaceae
Product: myb-related protein 306-like
Exons: 3
Coding region: 182-1174 (330 amino acids)
Biological process (GO): response to auxin
Source: RefSeq, a predicted model, not a curated record
GUUCCUGCCCCUUAGACUACUGUCUCCCCUUUUCUUCCAAACAAAGAAAUCAAGUCUUUAACAGGUAAACAAAGAUAGCAGAAGACGACUCUUUCCAUCUAGAUAAUACUAUAACAGAGACCUUGAGAGAGAGAGAGAGAGAGAGAGAGAGAGAGAGAGAGAGAGAGAGAGAGAGAGAGAGAUGGGAAGACCACCUUGCUGUGACAAAGUAGGAGUGAAAAAGGGGCCAUGGACACCAGAAGAGGACAUCGUAUUGGUUUCAUACAUCCAAGAACAUGGACCAGGGAACUGGAGAUCUGUUCCUACUAAUACUGGUUUGUUGAGAUGUAGCAAGAGCUGCAGGCUGAGAUGGACUAAUUAUCUGAGGCCAGGCAUCAAAAGGGGUAACUUCUCUGAUCACGAAGAGAAGAUGAUCGUCCACCUCCAAGCCCUUCUAGGCAACAGAUGGGCUGCAAUAGCUUCGUAUCUCCCACAAAGAACAGACAACGACAUCAAGAACUACUGGAACACCCAUUUGAAGAAGAAGCUCAAGAAGCUUCAAGGGCAAGACGGUCAGAACAAGGACGAGAUCUCAUCUUCUUCAAAAUCAAUCUCCAAGGGCCAGUGGGAGAGAAGGCUCCAAACUGACAUCCACACGGCCAAGAAAGCCCUCUGCGAGGCCUUGUCCCUUGACAAAUCAAUCAACUUAUCAAACCUAAAACCCAAUAUUCUCAGCCCAACAACAGACCAAUCCUCCUCCUCCAAAACCGCCUAUGCAUCCAGCACCGAAAACAUAGCUAGAUUGCUCCAAACCUGGAUGAAAAACCCACCUAAUAACAAGUCAUCCCAAACAAGCUCGGAAACAAACACUCAAAACUCGUUCAUCAACGCGGUCGGAGCGAGUUCUUCUAGUCCUAGCGAGGGGACAAUGAGUUCGGCGACUCCGGAGGGAUUCGAUCUCUCCGUUUUCGGGUUCCAUUCGCAUGCCUCUCAAUCGGUGUCGGUGGACGAGACGACAAAUUUCGCGCCUGAUCAGUGUAGUCUUUUUCAAGAUGAGAGCAAGCCGAGUUUGGAUCAUCAGUUGGUUCCGUUGUCGUUGCUGGAGAAAUGGCUGUUUGAUGACGGAGCUGGUGCGGGGCAAGGACAAGGUUACGUAAUGGAUAUGUCCUUGGGGGAAUCUGAUGAGCUGUUUUAGAUUAGGGAAUGGUUCUUCUUCCGUAACUGUCUACUAGCAGUGCUAGAGGUGUUCCACAAGUGUAGAUCCGACAAGAAUACCUAACAAAAAAUGUGUGGUGUCUAGAACAGUAAUCGGAGAGGGUUCAAUCACUUUAGAUUAUGGUUAUGAAAGUCUAUGGCGUUUUUUGUUUUUGAUGAAAACAAAAUAGUAGAAGGAAACGAUCAGAUCGAGCGGGACAAUCUUUGUGUGAUGAAAGCACGUUGGACCUUUGGGUUUUUGUUUUUUUGUACUUUAAUUGUACUUUCUCUUGUCUUGUUUAGAGUUCUGUUUUGAGGUUGAGAAAGAAAAGAUGAUAUCUCCUAAAGUUGUAAAUUACAGGCAAAUAUAUCUACUUGUACUUCAUCGGAAUAAAUCUUACUUUUUUUUUCCUUUU